CCACAGCGUGAGAAAUUCCGGGCCUCUUUUAAGGCUCUUCUUUAAGUGGGAGUCUGGCCCUUUAAAUAGUCCGUGUCGGAGGCUAUUUUAAGGCUUCCGGUCAUGCGCACAGCGUAGUGCAGAGGAAUGCCUUCACCUGGACAUGAGGAACAGUUGGCAGAAAGGAACUGAAGAAGGCCAGUGAAGCUGGAGUAUAGUGGAUAAUGGGAAAAAGGUACAAGAUAAAUUUGGAGAAUAGACAGAGUCCAGGAUCUUAGAAGUCUUCGGAAGCCAGGGCAUUGUUAUUUGAGAAUGGAAGAGGAUACAGAUUUUAGAAUCAGGUUUAGUUCUCUGUGUUUCAUUACAGAUCACGUUGGAUUUCAUGGCACCAUAAAAAGCUCACCAAGUGACUUUGUUGUUAUUGAGAUUGAUGAACAGGGACAGUUAGUUAAUAAAGCCAGUGAUGAACCUAUUUACAAGGUUAAUAAAAUACUACCUGGGCCAAAUAAUUUGGCUAAAAAAACAAACUUAGAUCCUCAAAAUUUAUCCUUUGAAGAGAGAAGCAAUCAAGAAGUCAAUACUUUGGCUGGGUGCUCUGGUGAUGACCAAAAUUAUGAGCCUGGUUCAGAAAAGGAAGAUACUAUCGAAGAUGGAACUUCCAAAGGUGAAGAAGAAAACAUUGAUGUAUUAGGAUCCUUGUUAGAUGAAAAAACUAAUGAAUUACUGAAUCAGUUUGCCUGUGAUGUAAAAGAGAAGUGGAAUUCUAAAACUGAACUAAUUGGACCAUCUUCUGAAUUCUCAUUAGGCAGAAUCCUUGACAAAAACCAGAGGGCUAUUUUGCAUAGUGCUAUUAGGCAGAAAUUUCCUUUUUUAAUAACUGUAGGAAAAAACAGUGAAAUUGUUGUAAAACCAAAUCUUGAGUAUAAAGAACUCUGUCACUUGGUAUCUGAAGAAGAAGCAUUUGACUUUUUUAAAUAUUUGGAUGCAAAGAAAGAAAAUUCCAAAUUUACCUUUAAACCUAAUAUAAACAAAGAUCACCGAAAGGCUGUCCACCAUUUUAUCAACAAAAAGUUUGGAAAUCUUGUGGAAACCAAAUCUUUUCCUGAACCGAAUUAUAGUGCUGAUAAUCCAAAGGUAGUGAUAACAGUAAGAUUUCGGGAAAAGGCACACAAGCACAGGAAAAGAUCUCUUCAUGAAUGCCAGGAAAGAAAAGUUGUAUACACAGCCUUUACCCUACGAAAAGAAAAUCUGGAAAUGUUUGAAGCAGUUGGUUUUUUAGCUAUCAAACUUGGAGUGAUUCCUUCGGAUUUUAGUUAUGCAGGACUUAAAGACAAGAAAGCCAUCACUUAUCAAGCAAUGGUUGUUAGAAAAGUGACACCAGAGAGGUUGAAAAAUAUUGAAAAAGAAAUUGAAAAGAAAAGAAUGAAUGUGUUUAAUAUUCGGUCUGUAGAUGAUUCCCUUAGACUCGGUCAGCUCAAAGGAAAUCACUUUGAUAUUGUCAUCAGAAAUUUAAAAAAUCAAAUAAAUGAUUCUGCAAACCUGAGAGAGAGAAUUUUGGAGGCAGUAGAAAAUGUUAAGAAUAAAGGGUUUGUGAAUUACUAUGGACCACAGAGAUUUGGGAUGGGAAGGAAGGUUCACACAGACCAAAUUGGAUUGGCUUUGCUGAAGAGUGAAAUGGUGAAGGCUGUACAAUUAUUUCUUACACCAGAAGAAUUGGAUGAUCCUGUAAAUAGAGCAAAGAAAUAUUUUCUUCAGACUGAGGAUGCUAAAGGCACACUUUCACUGAUGCCUGAAUUCAAAGUUCGGGAGAGAGCAUUGUUGGAGUCCUUGCAUCGCUUUGGCGUGACAGAGGAGGGCUGUAUCCAGGCGUGGUUCUCUUUCCCCCAUUCCAUGCGCAUAUUCUAUGUUCAUGCAUAUAGCAGCAAAAUCUGGAAUGAGGCAGUAUCUUACAGACUUGCAACCUAUGGAUCAAGAGUGGUGGAGGGUGAUUUGGUCUGUUUGGAUGAAGAUAUUGAUGAUGAGCAUUUACCAAGUAGUAAAGUUCAUCUAGUAACUGAAGAAGAGGAAUCAGCUAAUGCAUAUGCAAUACAUCAGGUGGUUCUUCCAGUGCUUGGAUACAAUAUUCAGUACCCAAAGAACAAACUAGGGAAGUGGUACCAGGAAGUACUCAGCAGAGAUGGACUACAGACAUGUAGAUUUAAAAUACCUACUCUGAAACUGAAUGUUCCAGGAUGCUAUAGAAAGAUUUUGAAACAUCCCUGUAAUCUCUCAUACCAACUAAUAGAAGACCAUGAUAUUGAUGUCACGAAGGAAGGUUCCCACAUCGAUGAAGCAACUUUAUCUCUUUUGAUCUCUUUUGAUCUUGACGCUUCGUGUUAUGCUACCAUUUGUCUGAGGGAAAUAAUGAAGCAUGACUUUUAAAACUGAUCCCCUUAAUAUAAUCGUGUAUGUGCCACUUUUUAAAGGAAAGGGAGCUAAAGUUUCUUGGGCAUCUACCAUGUGCUAGGAGCAUUAUAACUGUUAUCUCCUUUAAUUACACAACAUCCUGAUGAAGUAGGAAUUUGAUACUAACAUUCCAGAGGACGGAUAGCUAGUAAGUGGCAGCAUCUGAGUUGAAGACUCCAAAGCCUUUGUUCUUUCUAUUAUCUAAUAUCUCGGUGACCUUUAGUCUGUGCUAUAAAAGUUAGUCUUUCUGGACUGUUAGGAGCAUAUAAUACUGCAGGAUGACAUUAAAGAAGAUAACAUUAAAGAAAAACAUUUUUGGAGUAAUGUUUAUAUCCUCAAGCUCCUUGCUUAGAAUGUAGAUGAAACUAGGUUGUAAUGAAAACAGGGUUGGAAAGAUAGAUGAAGCAUUUUGUUAAUUAUUGCCAUUCUCUCCUAUUUUUGAAAUUAUUGAUCAGAACAGUACAUUAGGAAAAUAUAAUCCCUCUAUUUAUGAUAGCUACCCCAGGGUAGUUUACCCCUUUAUGAGGUAAAUAAUCUUUGAUGAAGAUUGAAAUAAAAUUUUUCCUACAGUUUCUUUAUCUUGACAUAUAUUGACCCUCCACUUUUUUGUUAUUUUUGUUCUAUCAUCUAAAACAUAAAUUUUUAGAGUCAGGCUGAUCUGUGCUCAGACUCCAGCUCUGACACUUACUAGUGACUGAGUGUUAUUGAUUCUUUUUGAGGCUCAUUUAAGGAAUCAAGAUAGCACCAGUCUCAUAAGCAGCAAACAAUAGAAUUAUCUCCACCUUUUUACGUUGCUGGAGGAAGAAAAACAUUUUACCCAUUUUGAAAAGUCUGUAUUUGUUGGUUUAACUAUCCCACAUCACAAACUAUCCUUAUCUACUUUACAUCAGGUACAUUUGGGGGGAAAUGGGAUAUACUGAUUGGGAAAAUCUGAGCAUUCUUUUAUUGCUGGUAGCAUUACAUAAUGACUUAAAAAGCUGUCAAGAGUAUUAUAUAUUAGUAAUGUGGCACUUUUAUAUACUUAAGCCAGUCAAACCAUUUUGGGUAUAUUAGCAUAAGGAAAUAAAAUUCCAAAGAAGGAAAAAAACUGUAUGCAAUGCAAAAUUUGCUUAGUGCAGCAUUCCUAUAUAUAUAGAAAGAAAUUAGAAACAGUUUGGAAGUCCAGCAUUAGCUAACUAAAAGUAAAAUGAGAUGUAACAACUUGAUGGCAAAACAUUUAGUUAUUAAAGUUGAUGAUGAAGGUUUUAGGUAUGUGAGAAAAUGUUGCCCCACAAAACCAUGUAUAUAUAUAUUUAACCAUAUAUAUAAAACACAAAUGCAGUAUAUACACUGCAUGCAGCUUUUACACAGGAGAGGCACUUGAGCAUAGUGAUUAAAAGCUUAGAUACUGGGGACAGACUCCCCUAGUUUGAAGCUUGCCUCUGCCACUUAGAGCAGUGUGGCCUUGGACAAGUUGUUUAAGCUUUGUGUGUUUCAGUUUCAACAUCUGUAAAGCAGGGAUGGUAAUAAACCUACCUCUUAGGAUUAUUGUGAUGAUUUGCCGAGUUAAUAUAUGUAAAGCAGCUUAGAAAAGUGCCUAGCAUUUAGUGAUUGUUAAAUCAAUGUCCACAGAUGCAAGUUAGGAAGGGACCAGAAAAAAAUGAAAAUGCCAUUCUGUUAAGAUCGUAGAAUGUUUGGAAUUUUUUUAAUACUAGAAAGUUCCUCUUUUGUCUCUAUAUAUUUUAAUAAUAAACAAAUUCAGGACACAAAACUUUCAGAUUGUGGUACCAUGGAUUUUAAAAAUUACUUUUAUUGCCUUAAUAUUUAUCGAAAAUGAAAUGAUGCUAUAUUAAAUAGUAAAAAAAUUUAGAAAUGAUGUCUUAACUUUAUUUUAUAUGAUAAAUUAUAUCCUAUAAAUGUAAUCAGAAAGUGAAUUACUAAAUAAUUAAAUCCCAGUUUUCUUUUAAUCAUUGGGUAGCAAUUAGAAAAUAUGAAAUCAUUAAAAAUGUGCCAUCAUUGAUAGUAUUUUCUUUGCCUGUAGAUGGCACUAUAAUUUUAGGUAUCUUUCUAAUUUAUUAAUUUAGUACUUUGGCCCUGUGUAAAGAAAGGAUCACUAAAGUUAUUUCAGGUCACCAUAAAAUGUAUUCAGAUACUGUUCAUGUGAAAAAUUAUUUUAUAUACUAAUAAUAUUUGCCACGUUAAUUUUUUUUUUUUCAGUAAGGACUUGAAUAGACUUUGGACCAAAUGAUGAGCAGUCACCUAAGUUUUUGCAGUUUUUCUGGAGCAUUUCAGGCUUUCAGAAGAAGAAUCUUUGGAUUAGCUUUAAUUUUCAGCGUUGCAUUUGAAACUGAGCAAUAGUGCCUCAGGAUUACUAAGGUAAAACAAAUGGAGGUCUUUUUAUUAAGAUAAAAACACUUGGAUUUUUGUAAGUUGUAAUAAACUGAAGCCAUAUGCAACUUUGA
Delphinapterus leucas (beluga whale) is the source of this 4865-nucleotide messenger RNA. RefSeq names its product pseudouridine synthase 7 like (gene PUS7L). NCBI's taxonomy places the organism in Eukaryota, Metazoa, Chordata, Mammalia, Artiodactyla, Monodontidae. Gene Ontology annotation, molecular function: pseudouridine synthase activity; RNA binding. Gene Ontology annotation, biological process: pseudouridine synthesis. The record is from RefSeq and is a predicted model, not a curated record. Gene Ontology annotation, cellular component: nucleus.